Pelobates fuscus (common spadefoot toad) is the source of this 2322-nucleotide messenger RNA. RefSeq names its product tubulin epsilon and delta complex 2 (gene TEDC2). The record is from RefSeq and is a predicted model, not a curated record. Bases 216 to 1568 code for a protein of 450 amino acids. Lineage: Eukaryota; Metazoa; Chordata; Amphibia; Anura; Pelobatidae. The transcript is spliced from 12 exons.
CUAGCCCGAGCCAGGGAGAGACAUCUCCUUCAGCUUAAUCUUUUAUCACAGGUAUAAAUUGAAUGGCAGAUGGUGAUCAGGAAUCCAUGCCAAGCACUGUUUUAUGGUAAACAUUUACUAAGUACAGUACCAUGUAGAUGGUAAGAAGCUCCUACAGUGCAGUACGUGGUUCAAUAUCCCGGUGUUUUGUGGCAUGAUUAGAUUAACACUGCAGGAUGUUGUCUGCAGACUGCUCUCACAGGCUUUUGUCAUUGCUGAACCAGUCAAUAUUGAACUGCAAGGAGGAAGAGAAGAAGUUGGAGCAACAGCUCACACAGUAUCACACUCUUCUGAGAAAAUGGAGAACGGGUGAAUGUGAGGAUGGAGAGCAAGAUACAAAACCAGACGAGAUUCAAAAUUUACAGAGUAGUCCAUCCGCAAAAGAAAUCCAGGAGGUGGAGAUACUCAGCAAAGCCCUGGAGAAAGCCUUGAAGGUGCGAACAGGCAGCAGACCACAAACUGCUGGAGCCAGACUUCCACUAGCCAAUGCUCAAGUUGAUCCACCAUGUCCAUCCACUAAGAAGACAAAGCCACUCAUCAAAUGUUCACAUCCUGGAAGAAAGCCUAUGACCUACCAGUUGAAUCCUCCUUACAAGACUAACCCAGAGAAGAAAAGGGCUCACGGGUCUAGCAGAGGGGAAUCAAGUGACGGGACUAGGCAAUUCACUUCUGGGGUCAACCUCCCAGAUAAGGACAGACGUGACUGCGCCCAACUGCACAAGGCCAAAGAAGGCGCUUCGAGUACAGAUACAGUGCUGGGAGCAUCAGCACCUCCUACUGUUUUUCCCCAACCGCUGGAGACACAAGAAGUGCAAGAUGAAGAAAAGCAUAGGGUGAAACACAUACGACACGCUCUGAGGCUCCCAGUUGAGUAUCGGCGGUUAUACACGAAAAAUAGCAGAUUGUGGGACAGUUUUUAUGACAUUCAGAUACCGCGUCCAUCUUCUCAACCAUCAUUUCUAGAGAGGCUGCAACAAACCUUCGUUCCAGGUUGCCCUAGUAAGAGCCUCUUCGAAUUACAAGAAGAAAUAUCUUGUUUGGAAAAUUCAAUCACCAGAAUAAGGCAGAACAUAGACAGUCUCCAGAACUGGAGAGGGACAGGUUCCAGAGAUUGGCUCGACUAUCGUUCCAUGUUGGUUUGUGAAGCUCUUCUAGAAGAGGUGUCCCAACACAGUUUGGAUCUGAACGCCCUUAAGCAGGCUGCACAGCAGCACUUGGCAUGGAACAAGGGGCACUCCACUGGUGCCAGCUGUGAGGAGAUAACCUGCUCAAGUAUGCCCCGCAUGGCUCCAGCAAUACUCCGAUACAACCACCCUUCUGAGCUAUCCCAGCUAAUCUGCUGCAAGCACCGGGUGUUAGAAUUAAAGGAGAAAAUCUAUUUACAAAAGGUGCUGAAUAAAGAGCUGCUUUCUGAGAUGGAUUUGCGAUGUCACAGUGACCCAGAAUCCUGGCUCCUUUACAGAGCCAUUUACACCCAACUUUGCGAGGGGGGAGACGCAUUCCCCGUACUGGUACACGAGGACAACUGACUAACACCAAACACACAGCCCACGGAGACAGAACGCAACACACUGAGAAUGCAACGUGCCGUAUGCCUACUGCAGCAAUUAUUUCCCUGUGCAGCUAGCGGAAGUUUGGAAAUUGGAAGUUCAAUGUAUUGUACAAAAGCCAUGAAAUAAUGCUCGAUUUUAUGAAGAUUUAUAAAUAAGCGUGUAUUUCAAACAGAAAUGUGACCAUACAAGGUGAUGAGACAGUAUGGUCAUAUAGGAGACUCUGCUUGUGGGUACACACAGCUCACGCCAAUCAGGAACCCCUUCAGUAAACAUUUAAUCUAAAUGUCUGCAUUCUCUCUUGCUAGCACCAUGAAUUGAUUAAACUGCAAUAUUUCCCGCAUUUAAAGGGGAAUAGGGGAAGCAUCCACAUUUUACAUUUAACUUGGGCUGUAAAUUACCACAAUUAGGUUUGCUGUAAGCCUAAUGGGAGAUAUGGUGCAGAGCAUCUGGAAAUCCAGAAGUUCCUACACCUGCUCAAAUGGAUCGACUCACCCCCAGGUUUUUUUUUUGUUAUAGAAGAAUGCAAUUAGUAACGCAUUCUCCAGAUGCUUUCAUAUUCUUCUACUUUUUAAUAUCCUUUUUUUAUAUUUUUUUUACAAAUCCACAAUCAGGGUAUCCACUCUCCUCGCAUUUUAAUGUAAAUCAAUACAUUCAACAAUUUGCAUUUCAAAUCCGCAAAUAGAAAAUCAAAGAUUUUUAAAUAUGUAUUAAAAUCACCAUCAAUGCUGUA